AUGUCAACCGACAAGCCAACCAUCUCAUCCGACAAGCCAACCAUCUCAUCCGACAAGCUAACCAUCUCAUCCAAAAAGCCGACCACCCCAUCGAUAGCAGCGAUGGCACCAGAGCAUCCAAGCCAGCAACCAAACACACCAGGAUCCUGCGCUCUCCGUCUUGAAAACCUCGAACAACAAACCUCCACCACAAAAGGCGAGCUGAUGGCAUCAGUCGCAGCAGACAUCUGCGCAACCUUCAUAAGCAUCGCCAAGUACUCUGAAGAAGGCACACUCCAAGCACAGCACACUGGGGUGAUCGACAAUGUGAUCCAGACAAUCCGCGACACAGAUGUGAAGCAGCGACACUUGCUCGAUCGACAAGUUCGUCGAAUGCGCAAAGAGAGGAAAUGGAUCCGGAAGAAGUACUCACGACUGGCUGGUCAGGCAGACGCGCUGGGCCGGGCGUAUCAGACGAAGAUGCGGAAGUUGAGCACCUCACUGCGAGAGGCACGAGGGGAGGUGGCACGUCUACAAAAUGAGCGGGAUAUGCUGCGAGCUUGUUUGAAGAAGAAAGUACCUGAGGAUGCUUCGAAUGACAAUGUAGAUGGCGAGGGAGAGGAUGUCGAUGGAGAAUAUGAGGUUGUGGAGGGUGGAGAUAGAAGCUUGGAAGGGUGA
Molecule: messenger RNA, 657 nt
Organism: Penicillium crustosum
Lineage: Eukaryota; Fungi; Ascomycota; Eurotiomycetes; Eurotiales; Aspergillaceae
Exons: 1
Coding region: 1-657 (218 amino acids)
Source: RefSeq, a predicted model, not a curated record